This is a messenger RNA of Cuscuta europaea, 2968 nucleotides long. The record is from the annotation of a GenBank genome assembly. NCBI's taxonomy places the organism in Eukaryota, Viridiplantae, Streptophyta, Magnoliopsida, Solanales, Convolvulaceae.
CUCAUUCUCCUAAUUAUGAAUCUGAUGAUGUGAAGAAUGUGAAAGUGAGAAGAGAAAUAGAAUGCAGUAAAAUUAAAGGCACCUAGGAGACGAAGAGCAAGCUCUCCAAAAAAAAUACGGAGUAAUUUGAUUAGAACUAAAUUUUUGAAUCCAAGCUGCCGCCGAGAUUCUUGAGUUAGCACAGGUACAGCCCACUUGUAUAUAGGCACAAGAAGAAGAUGAAGCUUUCCCUUAGUCCCCAUAAACAUAAUUUAAUGAAUUCCAGACCCAAAUCCAAGCUUAUCUCCAACGUGCAAUCCCACUGCACACUCUAUAAUAAUGCAGAAGAAGAACAUAACCGUAUUGACGGUAGCGACGAAAAUUUCAUUGGAACCCUAAACGCCAUCGUUAGGGGAAACAAGAGCUGGAAAGUCGCCCUCAACGACCCGUUCAUCUCGACCCGAAUCAAACCUCCCCACAUCGAGCGGGUCCUUGUGCAUAACCUACACGACUCCAGGUUAGCUCUGCGCUUCUUCAAUUUUCUAGGCAUUCAUUCCAACUUUCACCAUUCCAUUGCAUCUUUCUGCAUCCUCAUUCACGCCUUAGUACAAUCAAAUCAUUUCUGGCCUGCCUGUUCUCUCCUGCAGACCCUUCUUCAAAGAGGAUUGAAUCCCAGAUUAGUUUUCCAUGAACUUCUCAAUUGUUACAAAAGAUUCAAUUUUUCUUCCACUUCCGGUUUCGAUUUACUGAUUCAGAGCUACGUUCAGAAUAGGAGCUUAUUAGAUGGUGUGUUGAUUGUGAGGCUUAUGAAAGAUUGUGGAAUAAUUCCAGAGGCGUCCAACCAGACUGUUUCAUGUCCACUGCCGUGGUCAAGAGCUGGUGUGAGCUCAAGGAAGUUGACAAAGCCAAGGAAAUGGUGAAACGCGUCGAGAAAAAUGGGCAUGAAUCGAAUGUCAAUAUGUAUAACACUUUGAUCCAUGGGCUGUGCAAGGGCGGGAGGGCAGAGGAGGCAGUUGAGGUGAAGAUCUCAUUGGGUCCAAAUGGGAUGAAUCCGGAUGUGGUCACAUACCAAACCCUUGUUCUUGGGUUCUGUAGAGUCUUUCAAUUCCUCAUUGCCCGAGAUUUGGUAUGUGAGAUGUUGGAUUUGGGUUUAGUUCCUAGUCCCGGUGUUCUAUCUGCUGUGGCUGAUGGGCUAGUAAGGAAAAAUGGUGAUAUUAUGGACGCCUUUUCCUUGGUGCAUCAGGCAAUGAAUGUGGGUGCUGUUCCAGGUUUAGUUUCAUACACUAAUUUAAUGAGUUUGCUAUCUAAAGAAGGAAAGUUGGAGGAAGUAAUGAUUCUUUGGGAUAAAAUGAGACGGAAUGGAUUAUCACCGAACGGUGUAACUUACUCUGUUAUCAUAGACACUCUGUGCAAAAAUGGGAAACUGACUUCCGCUAUAGAGGUCUUCAACAGUAUGGAAGAUGCGGACCUACUACCAUCAGUUUAUCCCUACAACUCUUUGCUCAAUGGCUAUUGCAAGGCGGGGAAACCUAGAACAGGGCAUUCUAUGUUGAAGAAGAUGUUUGAUAAAGGAAUCUCCCCAAACGUUGUGACGUACACAUCCUUGAUAGAUGGGUAUUGCAAGGAAGGGGAAGUACAAAAGGCGCUUAGCCUUUUUCAUGAAAUGCUGGGUAAAAACGGUAUCUCCCCAAACGUGUACACUUUCACCGUGAUCAUAUCUGGUCUGUGCAAUGCCAACUUGGUUGGUGAGGCAAGAAAAAUCUUCGAUGAUGUUUCAAGCCCAAAUGAGGUCACAUAUAACGUCAUGAUCGAAGGGUAUUGUAGAGCAGGAAACAUAACCAUUGCCCUUCAACUGUUUGAUGAAAUGUCUGAGAAGGGUCUUGUCCCCGAUACAUACACUUAUAGGUCACUGAUAUCCGGUCUUUGCUCUUUGGGCAAAGCAAAGGAGGCAAAAAAAAUCAUGGCAGAUCUUAAAAGAGAAAACUGUAAACCGAUCCAGAUGUGCUUAUCUGCUCUUCUCCAUGGUCUCUUUAUCUCCAGAAGAGUCAAAGAUGCAUUUGCCACCACUGAUGGGAUGAAGAUGGAUAUCGUUUGUUACGGUGCACUCAUAGACGGGGCAUUAAAGCAUGAUAAGAAACAAUUAAUGAGGAUAUUGAAGAAGAUGCAUGAAGAAGGAUUGAGUCCAGACAAUGUGAUAUACACUAACAUCAUUGAUUCAUACGGGAAAGAUGGCGAUCUUCGGAAUGCGUUUGGCUAUUGGGAAAUUAUGGAGAGUGAAGGGAUCAUUCCAAAUGUGUUAACGUACACUGUGAUGAUAAAUGGUUUGUGUAAGGUGGGAUUAGUUGAUAAAGCUGAGGCUUUUUGCAAAGAGUUGUUAUCCGUUGGUUUGAUACCAAACAAGUUUACUUAUGCUUGUUUUCUUGACUGGUUAACCCGAGCUGGGUCGAUAGAAAAAGCUGUGGAGCUGCAUAACACAAUGCUUGAGGGCUUUCUUGGAAGUGUUGUCACUUAUAAUAUACUCAUUCGGGGGUUUUGUGAAUUGGGCGAAAUUGAUAAAGCUACUGAUACAUUAGUUGAAAUGAGAGAGAAAGGGAUGUUUCCUGAUUGUGUCAGUUUUUCCACGGUCAUCAAUGCAUUUUGUAGGGGAGGUGAUUUAAAGGGAGCGCUAAGGUUGUGGGGGUCCAUGAUUGAUGGUGGGCUCCAGCCCGACAGGGUGGCUUAUGAUAUUCUAAUAUAUGGUUGUUGUGUUGCUGGAAAACUGGAUAAGGCAGUUAAGUUGCGUGAUGAAAUGGUAAGUAGAGGUCUAAGGCCCAAUAAGAGAACACAGGCUUUACUGCCCUAUUGAAUCUUAUUAUUUGUAAAUCCUGUAAUAUAGACAUGUCUCUGUACACUUUGUAAACACAAAAUGAAGUAUUGAACUUAUCGUUUGUACCAUCAAAUUUGGGAAACUAUCACUCCAAUCCAAUUUGGUAGCUCCUAUGAUGAUUUA